UCAAUCACAAAGCAACAUGGCAAUAAGAUAGUCUGCCCCAGGUUCACGGAAAUGUUGCUGGCCACCCUGUCUUUCCCUACCAAACUCUCUGCCUCGUCAUAUUAAACGAUAUUACACACGAAGUUACCCAUUACGAGAAUAUUUUCAUAUUGAUUACCGGUACUGCAAUAAACUUGAAGGCGAACUUCUGCCACGAAGUCUGCCCACUGCGGGCAACCGUGUCCAUUGAACUCGCUUCACCAUGUCUACGGAUUAUACCUACGAUGAACAGGGUCAAUUCUUCCCGUACUUCGUCCUGACCCUGACUGGUCUCGUCACCUUUCCUCUGACAUACAAUCUCUUGAAACCGCCCAAAGACCUAGAAAAUACCGCUCCCCGGAUACGGUCCGACUUCAAGCCUGAACAUGAAGACCUCAUUGAGGCUCAGAAGCGGAAACGCCUCCGCAAGGAGCGCCGCAUCAAGCGCAUAGUCACAGUUGUCUUGGGAUACGCUAUUAUGGCAUACAUGGCUUAUUUGAUUGUGAUUACCGCGCGGGCGUCGCCGAAGAUUUGGGAUCCCUAUGACAUUCUCGGUGUGUCAAGGAGCGCCAAUGAAAGGGCAAUUACCAAACACUACAAGCGUCUCUCACUUCUCUACCACCCCGACAAGAUCCGUCCCGACCCAGCGAAGAAUGAAACCAUCGAACUGCUCAAUGAACGCUUUGUGGAACUCACCAAGGCAUACAAAGCCCUGACUGAUGAAGAAGUUCGCAACAACUACCUCCAGUAUGGUCAUCCCGAUGGCAAACAGAGCUUCAGCAUCGGUAUCGCUCUUCCGCAGUUUAUUGUCACCGAAGGGAAUGGUAAAUAUGUUCUUCUCGUCUAUGGUGGCUUGCUCGGUGUACUGCUUCCGUACAUUGUCGGAAAAUGGUGGUAUGGUUCCCAACGAUACACUAAGGAAAGAGUCUACGUCGCUAGCGCGGGUAACAUCUUCCGAGAAUACAAAGAUGACAUCACGGAUGGUGGAAUCGUCAACGCCCUUUCCUCUGGCGAUGAAUUCAAGGAAGCCAUCCCAGCUCAAAAAGCAGAGACGGGUCUGGCAAAGCUUGAACAAAAGGUACUAGCUGACGAUAACAAAUUCUUGACUGACCAGGAACGGGAAGCCAUUAAAGGCAUGGACGACUUGAGCAGAAGAAAGGCUUUGGCCUUGUUGUGGGCUUAUUUGGGCCGUGUUGAGUUGGACGACCCCAUCCUAAAUGGAGAAAAGUACGAAGUCGCGCCAAUCGCUCUGUCUUUAAAUGAAGCCUUCACUGCCGUUUCUCUUGCCUUUGGAAAUCUUCGUCCUCUUCUCGGUUCCUUCCGCACGUCUCAGAAUCUGAUCCAAGCUGUUGCGCCGGGCUCGUCACCUCUGUUACAACUCCCUCACUUCACAGACAAAGUUGUACGAUCAAUAGAAGGUGAAGAUGUCAAAAACCAUUUCAGUGUCCAAAAAUUCAUGGACAUGCCUGAGGAGAAGCGCCGCUCUCUCACAGUCGGUGCUGGUCUUCUUUCCGAACAACAGUAUACCACUGCCAUUACUGUCGCCAAACAACUUCCCGUUCUCAAGAUUUCCAAGGCGUGGUUUAAGGUUAUGGGCGAGAAAGUGAUCACCCCUAGCAGUCUGGUCCAGCUUGUUGUGAAGGCACGAUUUAUUCCGCCUGGGUCCAAGGACGUCCCUGAACCAGACCCCGCCGAUCUCGAGGACAUCGAUCCCGAGGAGGGCGAUCUCGACGCGCUCAUGGGCCGCGGGCCCUCUAGAAACCGAUCAGUUAAGUUUGCAGACGGCCAAAACAACGUCAACAAGAAGGUCCAACCGCCUCUUGCCCACGCGCCAUACCUUGCUCUCGACCACUCUCCGCGGUGGCAGAUCUUCCUUGUCGAUGGCAAACAGGGCAAGAUCGCUGUGCCCCCGUUCACAUUUACUACCUUUGAAAAGCCUAUGCUGGACGAGGCCGGCAACCCCACGUAUAACGUCCAGACCCUCCGGAUGCAGUUUCAAGCGCCUCCUCAGGUUGGAGACUUCCACUUCGUCAUGCACAUGGUUUGCGACAGCUACAUUGGCUUAGAUUCCAAGCUUGACAUCACCCUUCACAUCGAUGAUCCGGCCAAAGCAGCCGCUUUGGAGGAGGAAGACGAUAUUAGUGAACCCGAUGAGGACUCAAUAGCUGGACAAAUGCAGGCACUGAAGACCGGCCAGCCGCCAAAGAAGAAAGCCAAGAAACCUGCAGAUGACUCAAGCGACGAAGAGAGUGACACUGAAGGCGAUGAAGGAGAUACUAGCGAUACCAAUACCGAAACCGAUGUUGACGACUAAAUAAGACAAAAGGCCUGUCCAGAGUUUUCAUUGGACGAUUGAAUGCAAAUAAUGCAAAUAAGAAUAGGGCAAACAAAAGCGUUAGAGAAUACCCCUGAAGACAUAUUUGGUAUUUAACGCCUCCGGUCGCAUAGCUCCCUCCCGUCUGCAUCAGUCUCAACGGGAUUAAUUGAGCUAUAUUGUGGAAGUUCUUAACAUUUCUUUACAUUACAUGCAUGUAUUAUCCCGGGAAAUCUACGUUUUCAGUCCAUAGUGGUAGACCCUAAGUCCCUCUAUACGA
Molecule: messenger RNA, 2612 nt
Organism: Aspergillus nidulans FGSC A4
Lineage: Eukaryota; Fungi; Ascomycota; Eurotiomycetes; Eurotiales; Aspergillaceae
Product: protein-transporting protein SEC63
Exons: 6
Coding region: 242-2332 (696 amino acids)
Cellular component (GO): endoplasmic reticulum membrane
Source: RefSeq, a predicted model, not a curated record